AUGGCAACGCAAACAGUCCUCGAGCUGGAACCGCUCUCAAACCUCACUCCAAUCCCGAAACAACCCGCUCCAGAAAUCACCGAAGCACCAGGCCACACCAUCAGCGGCCCUGCUUCAUCCUCGCCCUCUGCUCCCUCAACCGCCGAACAAGAGCAAUCGAUCCCAACCCGCAAACUCUCCCCCUCCCGCACCUGGACCGUCAUCCUCCAGCUCAGCAGCAUAAACCUUAUCUCCUCGUUCAGUAACGGCCUCCUCGCCAUCGGCCUGCCCACCAUCGCUGCGGACCUCUCGAUCCCGCCCAACCUCCUCCUCUGGCCGAAUAGCGUCUUCUACCUCACGUGUGGAUCCUGUCUGCUCAUUGCGGGCUCCGUGGCAGAUGUGCUGGGUCCGAAGAGGAUCUUCUUACCAGGAUGUUUUCUCGUCGGGGUGUUCAUACUCGUCUGUGGUGUAGCGAGGGAUGGAAUCGAGUUGAUCAUGUUCCGCGCCAUGCAGGGCAUCGCAACGGCUAUGGUUCUCCCCUCUGCGGUCUCCAUCGUCUCUACGAAUAUCGAAGAUGGACGACCACGGAACAUCGGCUUCGCAUCAACAUUCCUCGCCAUGCCCCUGGGUUUUGCGGUGGGAUUGGUUCUUGGAGGUGUUUUUGUUAGUAAUGUUGGAUGGAGGGUUGGGUAUUAUGCUAGUGGUGCGGUGGGGAUGUUGAUCUUUGGAUUAGGGAUUUGGACGUUGCCGGGGGAUGAGAGGUUAGGGAAGUGGAGGGAUGUUGGGGGAAGGUUGCAGAGGGAAGUGGAUUGGGUUGGGGCGGUGAUUGCGAGUGGGAGUUUUGCGAUGGUUUCUUAUGUUCUGGCGUUGCUGUCGGCCAACACGGCGAAUAUCAAGACGGCUACUGGAAUUGCGUUGCUGGUCAUCAGUCUUGUGCUGGUACCGGCAUUCGUCUACUGGAUGCACUUCCAAGAGAAGCGUGGCAAGCCAGCACUCAUUCCGAAUUCGAUGUGGAAGAACAGCGCCUUCACCAGCGUCUGCCUGAUGAUCAUGCUAUCCAGCUCAGUCAACAGCUGUCUCGAGAUCUUUUGCAGUCUCUUCUUCCAACAAGUCCAACACAACAGCCCCCUAACCGCCGGCCUCAAAGUCGUCCCCCAAGUCCUAACCGGCGCCCUCCUAAACCUCCUCGUCGGCACCUUCGUCAACCGCACACCCAUCGCCCUCGCCGUCCUCGCAGGCAACAUCCUACAAGCCGGCUCCCCCCUCCUCAUGGCAACCAUAAACCCCUCCUGGCCCUACUGGUACUCCGCCUUCUUCGCUCAACUCCUCGCCCCUCUCUCCGUCGACAUCCUCUUCACGGUCGGCACGAUCGUCGUUUCGAAUGCGUUUCCCGCCAAGACGCAGGCGUUGGCUGGGGCGGUGUUUAAUACGUUUGCGCAGCUGGGGACGAGUGUCGGGUUGUGUCUGAUGAGUGUUAUUCAGGAGGGCGUGGAGAGGAAGGCGGGUGGGGUGAGGGAGGAGGAGAGGGUUAUGGAGGGGUUGAGAGCGAGUUUUUGGGCGAUGUUUGGUAUGAUGGGGGUUGCUUGUGUUGUUGGGGCGGUGGGGUUGAGGCAGGUUGGGAGCGUUGGGGUUAAGAGGGAUUAG
Zasmidium cellare ATCC 36951 is the source of this 1623-nucleotide messenger RNA. RefSeq lists its product as uncharacterized. Bases 1 to 1623 code for a protein of 540 amino acids. The transcript is spliced from 3 exons. The record is from RefSeq and is a predicted model, not a curated record. Gene Ontology annotation, biological process: transmembrane transport. NCBI's taxonomy places the organism in Eukaryota, Fungi, Ascomycota, Dothideomycetes, Mycosphaerellales, Mycosphaerellaceae. Gene Ontology annotation, molecular function: transmembrane transporter activity. Gene Ontology annotation, cellular component: membrane.